Macadamia integrifolia is the source of this 3359-nucleotide messenger RNA. RefSeq lists its product as uncharacterized. The coding region runs from base 186 to 2951 and encodes 921 amino acids. The record is from RefSeq and is a predicted model, not a curated record. The transcript is spliced from 4 exons. Lineage: Eukaryota; Viridiplantae; Streptophyta; Magnoliopsida; Proteales; Proteaceae.
CAUAUGUGGUUUGACUUCUCUACUUCUCUUAUGUUUUUACCGCCAUUUUCAAGAACCGCGAUUGGCAUCACCACUAUAGAAUCGAGCAUCUGCUUCACUUCCUACAGAAUUUCAGUUUCUCUAAUGGAGAAAGGACGAUUUCGCGGACAAAUUUUGUCCUGAAUUUUCGAAUCUUGUAUCUGGCAAUGUUCUUCGACCGCGUCAUUCGAUCGAAGCUCUGUUCUCUCUUGCGGCCAUGGCUACAAGAAGAACCAGAGUUGGAGCUCAAAUUAGGGUUCCUGCGAUCACAUGGAAGUGUGGAAAACCUCCAUUUCGACAAUUUUUCUCUCAACCAGUUAAUCGACGAGUCCACAUGCUUAUCUUUUGAAAACGUUAGGGUUAGACAUCUGACCGUUGGAAUUUCUUACUGGUCGGUUCCCGCCUUUUCAGUCGAUGUGCAUGGGGUUGAUAUUGCGCUCUCAGUAAGGAAACCGGUUGAGGAGACAUGUUCGCGUCAGGUGCCGAACUGGACGGACUCAUAUAGUAAGGAGAUGAAUGAGAUUCUUUCUGUGAUUGAUCCACAGGGCACGGCUUUGCAUGAGAGCAUCAGAAGGAUUUCCGUCAUCGAUUCCGCAAGAAAUCAGUUUACCAAUUCUUUUUUAAAUGUUAUACUCAAGCAUUGUCAGUUACGAAUGCAUGAUAUUCAUUUGGAAGUGCAAUUGCCUGACGUAGAUGGUGCAUGUUCAUUGAAGAUAAAGGAACUUAGUCUGGAAGGUCAGAGCCAUGAGCAUGCUUGUUUUCUUAGAGGAUUUGCUGGUGCACUUUUUGUGCCGCAAAGGGACAGCUCUGUGGUUCUUAAUUGUAGAGGUUUGGAUAUUGGACUGAAGAGAGAAGACCAUGUGAACUGUGUUUUUGCUUCCUGGCAUCUUUUCACUUCUGUUAGACUGAUCAAUCUUCAGGUUGUGGACUUUGAUCUUUAUAUACCAGAAUUAAAUUCUACAUUUUCUCCAGCUGAUCUUGCUAUUCUUCUUGCUUUUGAUAUUGCAUCUUCAAAAGCGGUUAAGCAUGCUAGAAAUGGUAGGGAACUAUGGAAAACAGUUGCAAGGAGAAUUGAUUGUCUGACUUCAAGUUCCAGGUUAUCCUUGCAUAAGUUAGUUGAUGUUACUGGCCUAUGGUUACGUCAUGUCCGUGCUUAUGAGUCCCUGCUAUUUCUAGUUGGAUAUUCUUCAGAGAAAAUAUUCAAAAGAUCUGCCAUUAGGAUGUCACAGGACAGAAAAUUUGCGAGCUCUGUUAAGCACCAGUGGAAGGUAAUUUCUGAAAUUGAGAAGAAGCUUCCGAUAGAGGCUGUUGCACGGGCACGGCGAAUAGCACGUCGCAGAGCAGCAUUGCAUGUACAACAUGCUGAAUGUAGCAACUCUGAGUUAGUAGGGAAUAUUUAUACCAAAUUCUUCUCAUUGCUCUCACUUAUUUGGAAAAAUAUGUGCUGUCUAUUCUAUUCGGUAACAAAUUUCUUUUUCCUGGGUAAGGUCUUGGAUCAAGAUCAACAAGAAGGGCCUCCUGAAGUUGUUUCUCAAGAUUCCUCUUUGCAACGUUGUUUCAGUUUAUACCUUGGAAAAUUUUCAUUUACUCUCUCCCCUGCAAGUUCCUUUCACCAUCUUGAUGCUGAAAAUUCAGGGUUGCAUAUUCAAAUCUCUCAUUUUGAUUUACUUUCAUUUUGUCUGGAAACUGAAGUAUUGUUCUUGACUUAUGCAACAUGCAACACGAAGCAGUCUCUAUCCUUGACUUGUGGGGAUUUAAAAGUUAUCCCUUUGUUAUAUUCUGGAUUUCCCAUAAUGAAGAAAAAAUUGAGGAAAGAAGCAAACCACUCUUUCAAAGAACACAUAAUGGAGAUAAUUAAUGAUUCAGGGGCAAUUCUUUGGAGUGAGCCUGCUCCACAAUUUAUUGUCUCAGAAGAUAUGACCGAUUCUGCUGAUUCUACUUGUACCCAUUCUGUCUUACUUUUGAAAAAUAUUUUAGAAGAAAUGUGGUCAACGUGGAAAAGAACUUGCAAAAAAGUUGGCAAAAAAGUCGGGGAAAGUAACACUGAAAAUUUGGAGAACCCUUUCCUUCUCUGUGAGAUCAAAAGCUCUUUAAUGGAUCCAUGCUUGGAGCAGCCAGAUUCUGGGCUUUGGAAAUGUGUUUUGACCAUGGGAAAGCUAAACUGUCAUGUAGGGUACUCAUCUGUAAUGUCAAUCGCUCUGCUAAUAUGGCAGCUGCAACAUUCUCUUCUUUUUACCAGUCGAAAUGAGAUGCCAAGGCCUUGUCCACUUUCUGUUAGAAAUGAUGGUGAGCCAACAAAAUUCAAAUGGAAAGAUUAUUAUGAGUCCUACACUGGUGGAAUGAAGAUGGCUUUACUUAGGGUGAUUCCAGAGGAAAACAUAGAAGUUGGAGUACUCAUAGCUGGUGCUAAUAUCCGUUUAUCAUUGAACGAAGAAGGUAUACUUGGUGGCAGAGAACAGGAUGUCAAACGUGUUGCUACUCAAGACCUUGUUGAUUUAUUCCUUGGGUUAGAUCUCCAUGGAAUUGAACUUGCUGUUUGGCCAACAUCCGGAGCUGAAUUGGAAGCAGGGGCUGGUGAACCAAGAUUAGAUGGUGUGCGAUUGGGGUGCAGCUGGUUGAAGAGACCUCAACCAGUAGAUAUUCCUAAAGCAGAUCCGAAUGAUAGUUAUAUCUCUAAAGGGAAGAUUGUACUAGAUUCUUGCUUGAAAAUUAACGGUUUAAAUGUUUACUUGGAGGAUUUUGAAAAAACUCUACAGUGUCAAGUAUUUGUAUUACCACAGAUAACCAUCCAGUACUCAUCCUGCAGGGACUCUUUUUACUCAUUCACAACAACCUUUUCUGCUUUAUCAGUGGCUUUGUCUAUGGUGAUUAUGGGGUUCACUGUUUUAUCGUACAUAGAUGAGCUGUCCAUUUUCUUCAAGGUGAAUCAAUGAUCUUAUUUCCCUUUCAGGAUAGGAUGUCAAACUGUCAUUAUUCUCUCUCUCGUUUUUUUUUUUUCUUUUGGGUAGAACCAUUAUUAUCUCUCAUUUUCACCCACAGUGAUCUUGGAUACUACUUUUUUUUUUCUUAUGAUGCUUGGAUGCUUCCUCCUCUCUGUUCGGAAUUAAUAGCCCCUCACUUAAGACAUGUUGUUUUCAUUAGUGAUUUGUUUUGGGAGAAGGGUUAUUGAUAUUCAGUAUAAAAUUCUUUUGAUUGGUGACUUAGUUGUUACAUAAAGAAAGCGAAAGAAGAUACAUAAAGGGAACGUCCUCCCUAAAAGGAACAAAAAAUUGUAGCAGUGGAGAUUGAGAUGAAUAAGCUAAAUAUUAGCACACAGGAACAGACUGAGUUUAGUGAUCCCU